Molecule: messenger RNA, 1545 nt
Organism: Centropristis striata (black sea bass)
Lineage: Eukaryota; Metazoa; Chordata; Actinopteri; Perciformes; Serranidae
Gene: tnmd
Product: tenomodulin
Exons: 7
Coding region: 88-984 (298 amino acids)
Biological process (GO): negative regulation of angiogenesis; negative regulation of endothelial cell proliferation
Source: RefSeq, a predicted model, not a curated record
AAUGAAGCUGGGGCUCUUAGCCUUGCAGUACGUUAGUAUUUUCCCCAGCUAAAAGGAUCGGAAAGAUUCCUCCUGUGGGCUUGCAUCAUGGAGCCAAGCAGUCAAUUCAGCAGUCAACAGAUUCUGUGGAAAGAUGUUGAGGCGGGAAAAGGGAAGAAGGCCAAGCACCACACCUACCAGCGAGUGGCUCUGGUUCUGGCUCUGGUCUUCCUGGUUUUGGCUCUGUGUGUUUUCAGCCUGAGAUAUCUGUGGAGCCCCAGUCUGGGAAAGGUGUACGACCACCAGUACAAAGCGGUGUUGGAUGGCGUAGAGAAAGACAGCGUGAUGGAGAUUGACCCGGGUCAACGCAUUGAGAUCUUCCGAAUGGGGAACGGCAGCGAAGAGGUGCUGGAGGUGCACGACUUCAAAAACGGAAUCACUGGGAUCCGGUUUGCCGAACAUCAGAGGUGCUACAUCAGGACCCAAACUAGGAAACUACCCACAGUGGCAGAGGUGGAGGCUGAGGACUCGGAGUUACUGGUGGAUGAGACAGAGGCCAUGGACAUGAAGGUGGAAGACUCCCAAGUGUGGGUUCCUGCCGAGGAGCCCAUCGUUAACCCAGCCUUCCUCUUCGACUCCAAGAUCUGGGAGAUUUGCCAGGAGCUGCCCAUCCACUGGAUCCAUCCCUCCCCUCUGAGCGAUGCUGAGGUGGGUAAUGUGGACGCACCUGACGCAGAGGUCACAGGUCAGCGCUUCACCCGUGACGUCCUGGACCACCCUGCCGUCAACGACUAUAGAGACGUUGGAAUCGAGCUGGAUAACCGUCUGGAUGACCGAGGCUACUGCUGCCAGCACUGUCGCCGUGGUUACCGCUUCUGCCGCCGCUACCACGAGCCCCUGGGUGGCUUCAACCCAUGGCCAUACUACUACCAAGGAGGCCGGGUCAUCUGUCAGGUUGUCAUGCCAUGCAACUGGUGGAUCGCACGCAUGUUGGGGAGGAUUUAAAGUGUUUGUUUCAUUGAAGGCGCAAGUUCUCCUUUAGAUAAAUAUUCCAGACCACUUAUGAGACCAAAGCAGUCCAUCGCACACAAUUAUUAUCCAAUCUGAAAGUUGGCCCAUUGAGUAUUAGUCAGUUUAAACAGUCUAAAUGGCAUUUGAAACAUUAUUAUUUCUUAAAAAGGCAUUGCUCGUUUACAGCGGUCUAAUUUUCUUCGCUUAUUUACCCAUUUAGUAUUCUCGCCAUUUGAUUCUGUUGAAUGGGGGCAAUUUAGUUUGGAAGGUGUAAAAAAAGACAAAUAUUUCAGGACUUUCUGUCCUGACUUUGCCAGUCAUUCAUGUUGUAUUUUAUGGUUCAAGAAGACUUUUCACUACUAGAACUGCAAUGUAUAACCAACAGUAGACCAAUACUGCAACAUCUUACAGUUGUAAGCAUAAAAAUAUUCACAAUGCCUUAUAUUAAUAAUUAAAGCACAUUUUAAAGUAUUUUAUAAUGACUUAUAAGGUCAAGUAUCAUAAUGCUUCAUGAUUGCUGGUCAUGCAAAGCCUAUGUCUAUAAUGCAUUUUAAA